CUUCCGACGUUUAUUUACUUUGUCAUCUUUGAUUCGCUUUUCGUUCUGUAAAUUGUGUGAUCAUCUGCAUUUACCUAUUCACCCUGCCUAUCAGCUGUUUUAUGGAAUGUAAAUGUUGUCAUGUUCGGGCAGUAUGAAUAGGAAAGUGAAUAUUUUUGACGAUGUUCUUCAGCGAAAGCGUAAAAUUUUGUGACGUGUGCAGUAAAUGAAUAAGCAUAGAUGAAGUGAGACAUGAUAAGUAAGAAAUCCAAGAAUCAGUUGUUAAAAAUUUGUACAUUUUAAUUAGGGUGCUGCUUAGGUCUUUUACUGGUCGGUCCUUAACCUGUGUUCAUCCGUGGCAAGAUCUUUACGCGUUUAAAAUUAAUACAAUGGCACACACUCGUAGAAUUCCAGUUUAUGGACGUCGCCCACCCUGUGCUACGUUAUGUAGAAUUGAGGAAUUACAUAUGCGAUUACGUGCCCUUCGCUUGGAACGCUCUCGUAAACCUGACAAACCUGAGGACUUUGUAUGUUAUGAAGAUUCUGACGACGAAGAAGAGAGUGCUAGCGCUGAAAAACAGAUUCUCAAUACAUCAUAUAAUUUUGUUGACUUCGUACGGGGACGAGAAAUGGGUGGCAGAGAACCCAAAUGGGUUGGCCCUGAAUACGGCUCGCGGCAUAUUUUAACACAUGAAAUGUUUAAAGAAUACUCAGUGUCCCUUAGUAAUAUGAACAAAGUGUUCUGUUCCCAGUGGUUAAGUGACAGACAAGUUGUAUUUGGAACAAAAUGUAAUAAGCUAAUGGUAUAUGAUGUAGUCACACAAAGAUUAGAUCAGAUUCCAUCGUUACAAGGCAGAAGAGAUUCCAUUACAAUGCCACAAGAUCAGCAAUGUGGGAUCCAUUCAGUGCAGAUUAAUCCCUCAAAGACAUUAUUAGCAACAGGGGCAAGGAAUUCUAGUGAGAUCGCAGUGUACCGGCUGCCAACCCUGGACCCAGUGUGUGUAGGAGAAGGGGCACAUCGUGACUGGGUGUUUGACAUGUGCUGGCUGGAUGACCAGUUCUUGGUGUCAGGUUCUCGUGACACUCGUAUGGCACUGUGGCGAGUCCAGGAGGAUGACAUAGCUACAAAACAGGAAGUUCCCACGUACAGUCAUGUGCGUGCAUUGGCUGUCAAGGAGUGCAAAUCAGCACAGAAAGUUCGUGCAGUUGCAUUUAACAAGAGUUUUCAAGAGAUUGCAGCACUUUCACUCAAUGGUUAUAUUCACAUCUGGAAUGCAGAGACAUUUAAACAGAAGCUGUCAAGGAAGUUGCCAUCAUGCCAGGAAAAUGUCUGCCUAGCUGUUCAGGAUGCAGGAAUGUAUGCUGUUGGCUGUCGCUCAUACACUCUGCUUCUGGAUGCCCGAACACUUCAAGCUGUCAAGAAGAUCUCGCCACGAUAUAGUGGCUGUGGAAUUCGUUCUGCUAGUUUCCAAGGCAAUGUGCUGACUAUUGGAACUGGGGUUGGAAUACUUCUGUUCUAUGACCUCCGUGCAGGGAAGUACCUUGAGUCAAGCAUAAAUUCCAGUCGCACUGUGCAUCUGAAGGCAUCCAAAGGCUGGGUGUUUCCAGAUGAAGAAUACAUCGAUGGCUUCCAGCAUAUCAAGUACACACCUGCCAUCUAUACUCACUGCUAUGACUCAUCUGGGACACGAUUAUUUACUGCAGGAGGACCAUUGCCUGCAAAUCUUUAUGGAAACUAUGCAGGCCUGUGGCAGUGAGGAGGGAAAAUGCUAUGGAACCCCACCUUGGCCUUCUUUUGCAUGAACCAACCCCAGUGUGCAGCGAGAUAGGGCCUUUCCUGUGGGGGGUUAUCCUGCUUAAGACUGCAGGAGGAGGUUGAGACUGUCUCCUUUUCCAGUAGAAGUUCCACGUAUUGAUCAAAGUGUCAUCUCAUGUAUGUAACACAGUGAGCCGAAAUCUUCCCCUCAAAUGAUCCACUAAAGGAAAUUUUGAUAUCUAUUGGCAGGUUGUAUUUCAGAUUCAUCUAUAAAUAUGUGUUAAGAAUAGUUCAGUCAUUUUUCACAUCAUACAACCAUAUCAGUUAAAUAGAUGCAAUGGAAAUAGCAAUAUGGCAUGUAUUUCACAGAGAAAUAACAUGGAAUUAUUCCAUUUUUUCUUAUGUUAGCUUAUAAAAUUAAAUGGUGACUAGAAAAGCUGAGUUGUCAAGGUCAAGAAAGUGUAUAGAGUUUAUUGGCAUAAUUUUUGUAUUCUUUUUAUGAAGGAGGCUUGAUUUUGAUAAUGUAAGUCAUAAUUUCAAAAACAGAUGUAGGUUUAUGACAAAGAUUGGACAUGCUGACCAUUAUGAUGGAUGAAAUAAUUUUUGGAGUAUGCAAAUCAGGAGCAGAAGUUUGAAAAGUGUAUGGAAAGAAUUGCCAUAGUUGUAUUCCUAACCCAGGAACCCUGCUGAAUAUUGAACACAUGAAAUUAAAUAGAACACUUCUAACAUUAACUGAAGAAAUAUGUUGUAGACAAUCAACUAGGAAAGGCAGAAGGCAAGAACAGCUUUUUCAAAUUAUUUGUUCUCUGUUCUUAUUCGGUUUGAUUUUCUUCUCAUCAUUUGAACAGAUUACUUUAUUUACAUCAGUAUGAUAAUUCUAUCUUAGGCGACUUGACCACUGUAAUUUGUGAUUUUCUUGCAUCAACAGUAUCAAUAUGGUGGUUGGAUGUGUUACAGGGCCCUCACAUUUUGUAAAGUAUCCAUUUUUAAAUGUGAUUACAUUCACAAAUGUAAAAGAAUUAAAUCAAGAGAUAUGUCUCGUGAACCUGUGUGAAGGUGUGCGCCCCCAGUAAUAUUAAGUGUAGAGAUGUAGGCAUCUCACUUCCAUGUAACAAAGCUCUCGAAUAAUGCAGAUCUUGUGUAAUGACUGUUAUGUCUUGUAACAUUGAUGACCCAAACACUAUGCAUCUGUAUCUUUGCUGUGUGUUCUUCACCAUGUUCCAUCAUUAACACUUAACUUUAUCAGCAGAGAUGAAACAACAUAUUUGUGCCCUCUCUGUUCCCAUAAUAAAUUUCAAUCACUUUACCAGUUUUAUACCAUCAGUAAUAGCAACAUGGUGGCCAUUUCUGACACGGGACUGAAACAAGUAUCUCUGAAUGUAGGACGCAGAAAUUUUUUGUGAUAAUUUUUUUAAAGUAUACAACUUUUGUUAUGAUUAUUUUGUGUGUAUAACUUUGAAACUUGAAAUCUGUAUUUUCUUUUCCAUUUUAAUGUUAAAGAUGUUGACUCAGUGCAUUUAAGCAUUUUAAAUUUGUUUUGGUGGUAGAUAAGAAGCAAAUGUUGUUUCAGACUUUUUUUUUUAAGUUCUAAACAGGGUGACAGUGUGAAACCUUGAGGUUAUAUGUGACAGCUCUGAAUAUCAAUUUUCACUAGUGGAAAUUAUGAGCAAAUAUAGUUGAUUUAUAGGAUUAUUAAUUUAUAAUUCCUGCCAACCUCUCUAUAUAUUAAGGUAGCACCUAUGGGACAGCAUGUAUCAAGAACUUUUUAUAAUUAUUUGGAUUAAAAAUAUCUGGAAUGUUUAAGAUACACGUUUCAACUUUCCACACGAAAAGUGACAAGCCUGACUUGAUCUGUCAGUAUAGUAGAUUGGGUUACUUUAUGUUACUGCCAUUUACAUGAUAGGUGUAUAUAUAGUGGGGUGACUAGACGUAUAGUAUGUUCAUGUAGAACAUCCCGACAGGUAAAUCAGUUCCUCAGAUUUUAAAUUUUACACUAUUGGGUGUUGAGAACUUUUAAAUAUAAUUCUACCUUUUUUUUUUGUAUCACUCUUCUGAUGUGUCCCCUGAUCUAUGGGUAUGGUAAUUAUGGUAAUUCUAAAUCCAUAUCACCCAGUCACAAAAAGAAGAUAGUGUGUUCAGAUUCUGAGCAGAUUCAGUUAUGUGUAGUUAUGUUGUUACUUCAGUAAAUUAUUCAAAAUUAUAUUACAGCAAAUCAUUCAAUAUAUCAACGUGUUUCUUUACCUUUACCUUACUGAAAAUUAGUAUAUAGUACAUUGCAUCAUUUCUAUUUGUAUAUUUAAUGUUCUACUGUAAUAGUCACCACUGUUACUUCAUAUGCAAAAGAUAUCCCAUUUGAUUCCAGGCUUUCCUAAGUGAAUUUUGAUGAGGGUUUUUUUUCUGCAGUCCUUUUGGGUAGAUGCCUGAAGAAUACAUUAAAGUUGCUUUUCUCCACCCUUGUGGUACACCAUAUAAAACGGUAUCUUUUUUUUUUAUUUCCAAUGGUGCUUCAUGUUUCUAGCCAUAGUCUUUUCCCCCUAAUGUACAUAGCUUUAUAUCGUAGCAUUAAUGAAUAUACAGCAUCGUAAGUUCUUUAUAUGCCCUUGCUUGCUUGUAACACUUAUACCAAUUUAUCAGUUUUGAAGAUAUCUGUAAAGGAGUACCGGAACAGACUUUGAAUGUAUUUGUUGCAUAAAAUCAAUAGUAGCUAACAGUGUUCUGAGUUGUAUUUAUUGUGCACAGUAAAACCGAAAUGUGUUAAAAUACAGUAAAAUGGCCCAUCUC
Cryptotermes secundus is the source of this 4516-nucleotide messenger RNA. RefSeq names its product DDB1- and CUL4-associated factor 12 (gene DCAF12). The transcript is spliced from 6 exons. The coding region runs from base 369 to 1736 and encodes 455 amino acids. NCBI's taxonomy places the organism in Eukaryota, Metazoa, Arthropoda, Insecta, Blattodea, Kalotermitidae. Gene Ontology annotation, molecular function: protein binding. Gene Ontology annotation, cellular component: Cul4-RING E3 ubiquitin ligase complex. The record is from RefSeq and is a predicted model, not a curated record.